AUGCCAAUAUAUACCCCCACCAAUCAAAAGCGCCUAACUAACGUUGCAGUAAUUAAAAUAAAAAAAUGUGGAAAAAGAUUCGAAAUUGCAUGUUUUCCUAACAAAGUGAACGCUUGGAGAGACAAAAUGAAUUUAUAAAAUAAAAAUUAUAGCGAGAAAGAUAUAAAUAACGUUCUUCAAACAACAAUGAUAUUUACAAACGUUUCGAAAGGAGAAGUUGCCAAAAAGGAUGAUUUGAAGAAGGCAUUCGGCACCUCCAACCAACCACAGAUCCUCGCCUCCGGUGAUUUCAACGACAACGAAAAGGAGAGACUCAACAAAAAUCAGUCAACCUUCCGUGCUGUGGCCACAGUGGUGAGCGAAAAGUGCUACAAUCCCGAGACCCUCACCCCGUACCCCGUUUCCACGAUCGAGAAGAUAAUGACCUCGAAACUCCAUUUUUCCGUCAAUCCGAACAUCACCGCCAAACAACAGGCAGUCCAAGUAAUACGGAAAAUAAAGGAAAUGAAUUUAAUUCCUAUUGAGAGGGUCGGAAUGGUGAUAAGAGUCGUUUGUCCAAAUGGUAGUCUCUUUUUUUAUUUGUAGAUGAUCAGCUCGUUCAGGCUGUAUUGGGAUAUGCGAGUAGAUUGGUGGAUGA
Messenger RNA from Octopus sinensis (East Asian common octopus), 637 nucleotides. RefSeq names its product ribosome maturation protein SBDS-like. Lineage: Eukaryota; Metazoa; Mollusca; Cephalopoda; Octopoda; Octopodidae. Gene Ontology annotation, biological process: ribosome biogenesis. The record is from RefSeq and is a predicted model, not a curated record.